Messenger RNA from Dentiscutata heterogama, 463 nucleotides. The record is from the annotation of a GenBank genome assembly. NCBI's taxonomy places the organism in Eukaryota, Fungi, Glomeromycota, Glomeromycetes, Diversisporales, Gigasporaceae.
AUCAACUUAUUUUCGUAGUGCAUUGUCUGAUAAAUGGGCUGAAAGAAAAGAUGGUUAUUUUGUUUUAUCAAAACCUAAUAUAAGAGCUUUAAUUUUUAAAUUUAUUCUCAAGUUCUUGUAUUGUGGAGUAGUGGAUUUAGAAAACCAAGAUGAAGACACAAUCUUAGAGCUUUUGGUUGCUGCUGAUGAACUUUUAGUCCAAAGACUUAUUGAUUUCGUUCAAGAUUUUUUAAUCAUGGAUUGUUAUAAUUUCUUCUUAGAUAGCCCUGCUAAAAUUCUUCAUUUUAUUGUUCGCAAUAAACAAUUCAAUAAACUUGAAGAAGGUUAUUUGAAGGUCAUUUGCGAUGAUCCUCUUUUAAUAUUUAAGUCAGAUGAUUUCUUUAGAAUAGAAGAAGAUGCAUUAAAAUUAAUUUUUAAAUGUGAUAACCUCGAUAUGGAAGAAAGAGCUAUCUGGCGUGCACUA